Trichomonas vaginalis G3 is the source of this 818-nucleotide messenger RNA. RefSeq names its product organellar and viral DNA polymerase type B. NCBI's taxonomy places the organism in Eukaryota, Parabasalia, Trichomonadida, Trichomonadidae. Gene Ontology annotation, biological process: DNA replication. Gene Ontology annotation, molecular function: DNA binding; DNA-directed DNA polymerase activity; nucleotide binding. The transcript has a single exon. The record is from RefSeq and is a predicted model, not a curated record. The annotation marks the transcript as partial.
AUGACAACAUAUUUCAUUCGCAACUAUAUAGAAAUCUUGAAGGAGUGUGGUGGAAUGAACAUUGAGAAACAGAUGAAGAUUUAUACAAAGAGAGAAGAUAAAUAUGUAGUUCGCAUGGAUAGAACUACACCGCUAUGGGAUGUUAUGAAAACAUUGUGGGAGUGCAAAUAUUUCGAACCUAUUUCUUAUGGAGAACUUUUCACAUAUACGACUGACUUAUAUAAACAGAACCUUGCACCAUUUAAAGAUUUGACAUAUGCUCCAAAGUAUUGUGUACAACUGAAGAAGAAAGCAGAGUCAAAAGAAGUAAAUAAAGCUAAAUGUAAGUUCAUUCCUGAGCAUGUUUUCUUUGCUGACUUUGAGUGUAGCACAGACGGCUUUCAUAAAGCUUUUAACAUCUGUUACGACAGUGAAGAUGGUUCAGUGAGUGAAAGCAUUUGGGGUCAGAACUGUGCAACAGAAUUUUUGGAACGACUUCCUGACAAGAGUUUAAUAUAUUUCCAUAACCUCGGUUAUGAUAUAAACUUCAUCUUAAGACACAUGACAGAAGUGAAAGGAACUCCCAUCAUUAAAGGUUCACGAACAAUGCAAAUAACUGGCUUAUAUAAAGGAAGGGCAAUUAUUAUAAAAGACUCUUACAGUGUUAUAAAUAAGAAGCUUAAACUAUUUCCUGCUAUGUUUAACUUACAAACAGGACCGAAAGAAGUAUUUCCAUACAACUACUACAGCAGUGUUUUGUUAGCAAAUGACAACAGAACUGGUGUCAUUUCUGAAGCAUGUAAGUUUGUCAAGGAUGCAGAUACAUUCAUGAAAAACAU